Kuraishia capsulata CBS 1993 is the source of this 588-nucleotide messenger RNA. RefSeq lists its product as uncharacterized. The transcript has a single exon. Gene Ontology annotation, cellular component: cytosol. Gene Ontology annotation, molecular function: thioredoxin peroxidase activity. Gene Ontology annotation, biological process: response to oxidative stress; cell redox homeostasis; cellular response to stress. The coding region runs from base 1 to 588 and encodes 195 amino acids. NCBI's taxonomy places the organism in Eukaryota, Fungi, Ascomycota, Pichiomycetes, Pichiales, Pichiaceae. The record is from RefSeq and is a predicted model, not a curated record.
AUGGCUCCAAUCGUUCAAAAACCAGCUCCAGGCUUCACUGCAACUGCCGUCGUCGACGGUGUCUUCGAGGAGGUCUCUCUCGAACAAUACAAGGGUAAGUGGGUCCUGCUCGCUUUCAUCCCAAUGGCGUUCACCUUCGUGUGCCCAACCGAGAUCAUUGCUUACUCCGAGGCCGCUGCCAAGUUCGCUGCUGCCGACUGUGAGAUUCUCUUUGCCUCGACCGACUCUGAGUACACCUUGCUCGCCUGGACCAACACCGCUCGUGCUGAGGGUGGAUUGGGCCCAGUCAAGAUCCCAUUGAUCGCCGACAAGAACCACUCUUUGUCCAAGGCCUACGGUGUCUUGAUCCCAGAAGAGGGUGUUGAUCUUAGAGGAAUCUUCCUCAUCGACCCAUCUGGAACUUUGAGACAGAUCACCAUCAACGACUUGCCUGUCGGUAGAUCCGUCGACGAGUCUUUCAGACUCUUGGAGGCCUUCCAAUUCACCGAGGAACACGGUGAGGUUUGCCCAGCCAACUGGACUCCAGGUGCUGCCACCAUCAAGCCAGAGGUUGAUGCCUCCAAGGAGUACUUCUCCAAGGCUAACUAG